CGGGCGCAGAGCCGAGGAACCGAGCGCUGGGAUCCCGCCCGGGCACAGCCGCGAUGCCUCGGGUCGCUCCAGCCGAGGUGGGGGCUGGCCCUGGGGGUCGGCGCUGAGGCGGGGGGAGCCGCUGGGGAUGGAGCCGAUGCUUCCUGCGGCCGCAGAAACUUGAGCCGCGGCAGACAAACCUCUGCUCUGGUCUCUGCGCGCUCCUCACGAACCCCCGCGCGCUGCUUCGGGCGCAGAGCCGCUGCGCUCCUUUGCAGCGGGGGCGCAGGGGGGGUUGGCCGCGGCUCCCCGAGGCCAGCCCCCCCGGAGUGAGUGCUGCCACCAUGGCGGACGGGGCACCCCGGCCCCCGCUUUAUCGCAGCGUCUCGUUCAAGCUGCUGGAGCGCUGGAGCGGCGGGCCUGGGCUGAGGGAAGAGGACACCGACACCCCCGGGUUGCGGCGCCGCGCCUCGUGCCGGCCUACCACGGCAGUCCCGGGACAGCCCUCUCGGCGCGUGUCCAAGCUGGCGUCGGGGCCCCCGGCCGCCUCCGCGCAGCCGCGCCCGCUCCGCAGCCUCUCGCCGUCGGUGCGCCAGCUCUCCCGGCGCUUCGACGCGCCACGUCUGGAAGACGACUCCGCUGGGGCCCGGGACGGGGGCGUCUUCCCUGGGGCCGCGGAAGAAGCGGCCGAGAGCGCCGCGCGCGGGGCCUGGCCCAGCGUCACCGAGAUGCGCAAGCUCUUCGGCGGCCCUGGCUCCAGGAGGCCCAGCGCCGACUCUGAGGCCGCGGGCACGCCCAGCCCCGACGGUGCCGCGUGGGAGCCCCUGGCUCGGGAGCCCCGGCAGCCACCGACGCCACCUCCUCGGACGUGCUUCCCCCUGGCGGGUCUGCGUUCGGCGCGACCACUGACCGGGCCGGGGGCCGAGGGGAGGCGGCGGCGGCAGCAGCAACAGCAACAGGAGCGGGCUCAGCGUCCGGCGGAUGGUUUACAUUCUUGGCAUAGCUUCUCCCAACCGCAGGCCGGGGCCCGGGCCUCCUGCUCCUCCUCCUCCUCGAUCGCCUCCUCCUAUCCUGUCAGCCGCAGCCGGGCUGCCAGCUCCAGCGAGGAGGAAGAGGAGGGCCCACCGCAGCCGCCUCGGGCACAGAGUCCGGCCUACCACGGCGGCCACUCCUCGGGCAGUGAGGAGGACCAAGACGGUGAGGGCGGCCACCUCUGGGAAGGGAGGCCGGGACUCAGGCCUGGAAACUCCCUGUUGGAUCAGGACUGCAGGCCUGACAGUGAUGGGUUAAAUCUGGGCAGCAUGGACUCAGCAGGGGGAGCCAGGAGCCCCGAACCCCCAACAUCUCCAAGAGCCCCUAGAGAGGAAGGACUCCGGGAGUGGGGUCCCCCGCCCUGCGUCCCAGGUCCCCAGGAGGGACUGCUGCCUAUGUCUGACACCGUAGGAGGAGCUUUCCGUGUGGCCAAGGUGAGCUUUCCAGCGUACCUGGCCAGCCCCACAGGCUCCCGUGGUAGCAGCCGUUAUUCCAGCACAGAGACCCUCAAGGACGACGACCUGUGGUCUAGCCGGGGUUCUGGGGGCUGGGGUGUGUACCGCUCCCCUAGCUUUGGAGCCGGGGAAGGGCUCCUCUUGCGGUCCCAGGCUCGAACCCGUGCCAAGGGACCUGUGAGUACCACCAGACCGUUGAGGGAUGGAGGAUUAGAGCUGGACAAGAGCCGGCAGCGGAAGUCCCUGUCAAAUCCAGAUAUUGCCUCAGAGACCCUGACACUGCUCAGUUUCCUGCGCUCAGACCUUUCAGAGCUGAGGGUCCGAAAGCCUAGUGGGGGCCCAGAGGACCAUGGGAGCAACCCCCUAGAUGACAGAGACUCACCAUCAGCAGGUGACCCUGUGGGACAACUUGGACCCAUGCCCACCCCAGCCCCAGCAUCACCUGGCACCCGCCCCACACUCAAGGACUUGACGGCCACCUUGCGGAGAGCAAAGUCAUUUACCUGCUCUGAGAAGCCCAUGGCCCGCCGGCUGCCCCGUGCCAGUGCCCUGAAGCCCAGCUCCUCUGAGCUCCUGCUGGCAGGCCCUGGUGCCGAGGAGGACCCACUGCCCCUCAUCGUCCAGGAUCAGUAUGUGCAGGAGGCCCGGCAGGUUUUUGAGAAGAUCCAGCGCAUGGGUGCCCAGCAGGAUGAUGGAAGCGAUGUGCCCCCUGGAAGCCCUGACUGGGGAGGGCAUGCAACCCAAGGGCAACGGUCUCAAGAAGAGCUCUCGGGCCCUGAGUCCAGCCUGACAGAUGAGGGCAUUGGGGCAGACCCUGAGCCCUCUGUUGCAGCCUUUUGUGGCCUGGGUACAACAGGAGUAUGGCGACCCCUUUCCUCAUCUUCAGCCCAGACAAACCACCAUGGCCCCGGAACUGAGGACAGUCUAGGUGGGUGGCCAUUGGUGUCCCCUGAGACCCCUCCCACACCAGGUGCCCUCCGCCGGCGACGAAAAGUCCCACCUUCAGGUCCUGGUGGGACUGAACUGAACAAUGGGGAGGCAGGUGAAGCUUAUAGGUCCCUAAGUGACCCAAUUCCACAGCGACACUGGGCUGCCACCUCUGAGGAGCCCUCUGGGUUCUCCAUGGACAGCAACCUCCUGGGCUCACUGAGCCCCAAAACUGGGCUCCCAGCGACCCCAGCCGUAGAUGACGGCUUGACCAGUGGUCACAGUGAUUGGUCUGUGGGCAGUGAAGAGAGCAAGGGGUACCAGGAGGUUAUUCAAAGCAUUGUUCAGGGGCCUGGUGCCUUGGGGUGUGUGGUGGAUGACAGGGUUGCUGGCAAAGCCCCCAAGAAGAAAUCUCUGAGUGACCCCAGCCGCCGUGGGGAGCUGGCUGGGGCUGGAUUCGAGGGCCCUGGAGGGGAGCCCAUCCGAGAAGUUGAGCCCAUGCUGCCUCCGUCCAGCAGUGAGCCCAUCCUUGCAGAGCAGUGGGCAGAGCCAGAAGAGCCUAGUCCUGCUAGGGGCCGAGCAAAGUCUGAGCGGGCUCUACCUGAGGCCCUGCCUACCUCCACUGCCCACCGGGACUUUCACCUUGACCCCAAGCUGGCUGACAUCCUGUCCCCGAGGCUCACUCGCCGAGGCUCCAAGAAGCGCCCAGCUCGGAGCAGUCACCAGGAGCUUCGGAGAGAGGAGAGCAAUCAGGACCAGACUGGUGGCCUGUCUCGGACCCAGCCAUCCUCCAAACAUGUUCGCCAUGCCAGUGUGCCCGCCACCUUCAUGCCUAUCGCGGUGCCUGAGCCACCAACUUCUGUUGGCCCACCUGUGGCUGUGCCGGAGCCCAUGGGCUUCCCUGCCCGAGCCCACCCCACAUUGCAGGCACCAUCGCUUGAGGAUGUUACCAAGCAGUACAUGCUGACCCUGCACUCGGGCGAGGUCCCUGCCCCAGUGCCUGUGGACAUGCCCUGCUUGACUCUGGUUGCACCACCCUCUGCAGAGGCCAAGCCCCCUGAGGCAGCCCGGCCUCCUGAGGAGCCUGCCCCAGCCAUCAAGUGCUGCAGCAAGCCACAGGUGGACAUGCGGAAGCACGUGACCAUGACCCUGCUGGACACCGAGCAGUCGUACGUGGAGUCACUGCGCACCCUGAUGCAGGGCUACAUGCAGCCGCUGAAGCAGCCAGAGAACUCCUUGCUGUGUGACCCAUCGCUGGUGGACGAGAUCUUUGACCAGAUCCCCGAGCUCCUGGAGCACCACGAGCAGUUCUUGGAGCAGGUUCGGCACUGUGUGCAGACCUGGCAUGCCCAGCAGACGGUGGGAGCCAUGCUCGUCCAGUCGUUCUCCAAAGAUGUCCUGGUGAACAUCUAUUCCGCCUAUAUUGAUAACUUCCUCAAUGCAAAGGAUGCCGUGCGAGUGGCUAAGGAGGCGAGACCUGCCUUUCUCAAGUUCCUGGAGCAAAGCAUGCGUGAGAACAAGGAGAAGCAGGCACUGUCUGACCUCAUGAUCAAGCCUGUGCAGCGGAUCCCACGCUAUGAGCUUCUGGUGAAGGACCUCCUGAAGCACACACCUGAGGACCACCCAGACCACCCACACCUGCUGGAUGCACAGCGGAACAUCAAGCGGGUAGCUGAACGCAUCAACAAGGGUGUCCGGAGCGCGGAGGAGGCAGAGCGGCAUGCCCGAGUGCUGCAGGAGAUCGAGGCUCACAUCGAGGGCAUGGAGGAUCUCCAGGCCCCUCUGCGGCGGUUCCUGAGGCAGGAGAUGGUCAUUGAAGUGAAGGCAAUUGGCGGCAAGAAGGACCGUUCCCUCUUCCUGUUCACGGACCUCAUCGUCUGCACCACCCUGAAGCGGAAGUCAGGCUCCCUGCGGCGCAGCUCCAUGAGCCUGUACACGGCAGCCAGUGUCAUCGACACGGCCAGCAAGUAUAAGAUGCUGUGGAAGCUGCCACUGGAGGACGCUGACAUUAUCAAAGGGGUGACCCAAGCCACCAAUCGGGAGAACAUCCAGAAAGCCAUCAGCCGCCUAGAUGAGGACCUCACCACCCUGGGCCAAAUGAACAAGCUCUCUGAGAGCCUCGGUUUCCCCCACCAGAGCCUGGAUGACGCGCUGCGGGACCUGUCUGCCGCCAUGCACCGGGACCUGUCGGAGAAACAGGCGCUGUGCUACGCCCUGUCCUUCCCACCAACCAAGCUGGAGCUCUGUGCCACACGGCCCGAGGGCACCGACUCCUUCAUCUUUGAGUUCCCCCAUCCGGAUGCCCGCCUCGGCUUCGAACAGGCCUUCGAUGAGGCCAAGAGGAAGCUGGCAGCCAGCAAAAGCUGUCUAGACCCGGAAUUCCUGAAGGCCAUCCCCAUCAUGAAAACCCGCAGCGGCAUGCAGUUCUCGUGCGCGGCCCCCACCCUGAAUAGCUGCCCGGAGCCCUCGCCCGAGGUGUGGGUGUGCAACAGCGAUGGCUACGUGGGCCAGGUGUGCCUGCUGAGCCUGCGCGCCGAGCCGGACGUGGAGGCCUGCAUCGCCGUCUGCUCCGCGCGCAUCCUCUGUAUCGGGGCGGUGCCCGGCCUGCAGCGACGCUGCCACCGGGAGCGGCCUCCAUCGCUGAGGGGUCCCGGCGAGACGGCACCGGAGCCCACCGGGCCAGAACUGGACGUGGAGACCGCUGUGGACGAGGAAGCAGCGGCACUGGUGGAGCCGGGGCCCCAGCCCUGCCUGCACAUUUCCAUCGCAGGCUCGGGCCUGGACAUGGUGCCGGGCCCAGCCGAGGGCGACCCUCGCCCAGAGCUGGUGCCCUUUGACAGUGACUCUGAUGAUGAGUCUUCACCCAGUCCUUCCGGGACCCUACAGAGUCAGGCCAGCCGGUCCACCAUCUCCUCCAGCUUUGGCAAUGAGGAGACCCCAAGUUCCAAGGAGGCCACGGCAGAGACGACCAGCUCAGAGGAGGAGCAGGAGCCUGGCUUCCUGUCACUGUCUGGCUCCUUUGGGCCUGGCGGCCCCUGUGGCACCAGCCCAAUGGAUGGGAGAGCCCUUCGCCGCUCCAGCCGCGGCUCUUUCACCCGGGGCAGCCUUGAGGACUUGCUGAGCGUUGACCCCGAGGCCUACCAGAGCUCCGUGUGGCUGGGCACUGAAGAUGGCUGUGUCCACGUGUACCAGUCCUCCGACAGCAUCCGUGAUCGCAGGAACAGCAUGAAGCUCCAGCAUGCAGCCUCUGUGACCUGCAUCCUAUAUCUGAAUAACCAGGUGUUUGUGUCUCUGGCCAAUGGAGAACUUGUGGUCUACCAAAGAGAAGCAGGCCGUUUCUGGGACCCCCAGAACUUCAAAUCAGUGACCCUGGGUGCUCAGGGGAGCCCCAUAACCAAGAUGGUAUCUGUGGGCGGGCGGCUGUGGUGUGGCUGCCAGAACCGCAUCCUUGUCCUGAGUCCUGACACGCUGCAGCUGGAGCACACGUUUCACGUGGGGCAGGACUCAAACCGCAGUGUGGCUUGCAUGGCGGACUCCAGCCUGGGCGUGUGGGUGACAUUGAAGGGUAGCGCCCAUGUGUGUCUCUACCAUCCAGACACCUUUGAGCAGCUGGCAGAGGUAGAUGUCACUCCUCCCGUGCACAGGAUGCUCGCAGGCUCGGAUGCCAUCAUCCGGCAGCACAAGGCCGCCUGCCUGCGGAUCACGGCGCUGCUGGUGUGUGAGGAGCUGCUGUGGGUGGGCACCAGUGCCGGCGUCGUGCUCACCAUGCCCACCUCGCCUGGUACUGUCAGCUGCCCACGGGCACCACUCAGCCCUGCCGGCCUCGGCCAGGGACACACUGGCCAUGUCCGCUUCUUGGCCGCAGUCCAGCUGCCAGACGGCUUCAACCUGCUCUGCCCAACCCCACCACCUCCCCCGGACACAGGCCCCGAGAAGCUGCCAUCCCUGGAGCACCGGGACUCCCCUCGGCACCGAAGCCCCACCUCGGCCAGGCCUAAAAUGCUGGUUAUCAGUGGAGGUGACGGCUACGAGGACUUCCGGCUCAGUAGUGGGGGCGGCAGCAGCAGUGAGACUGUGGGCCGUGAUGACAGCACAAACCACCUCCUCCUAUGGAGGGUGUGAGCCUGUCCGCUGUGGCCCAGGACUUGCCCGCCCACCUGCCCAUCAGCCUGCCUGCCUCCUCCUAGCCCUCACGCAGACCUUGACCAGGAGUGUCUGGCCAGGGGCGCACGUGUGCCCUCGUGGGCUCUGUCUCGUCGUCGCAGAAGCAUUCCUGAUGGAACACCCGCUGGCCAGCUAGGCCAAGGCCUCUCCUGGCCCUCUGGCUGCUCUGGUGCCCCCAGUCAUGACAGGGUGGGGGGCACGUGCGCUGCCCAGGACCUCUGUCCCUGGAGCUUCUACCAAAGACGCGGUUGGGCCUGGACCCCACAGGGCUGGGGAGGGCCAUGUGCAAUAUUUGGGGACAGUUUUCUGGGGGCAGCGGGAAGGCUGGGGAAUGAAGUCCUUUCCCAUGUACAGUAUUUAUGUUCCUUUUCAGAUGUAUACCUUCCCAAGCACUUAUUUAUGCAAUGACCUGGGGUAGGGGAUGAUUUGAGGAAAUGACAGGAGGAAAAUAACCCUAUUCCUGCCACCCUGGGACCCUAACCAAGCCUUCCUGGAGGGACCAAUCCCCUCCCCUUGCGUGCGUGCGCGCGCGCGCGCGCACACACACACACACACACACACACACUGCAUGUUAGGGCACUAAAGCACUGCCCUUUCACAUCAACUUUCCAAGGCCCCGUCCUGACUGGGCUGACCUCUGUCAUCCAGGACAAGAUGGUGACUACUGGGGCAGUGGCUCCCAGCUGGGGGCCUCCCCAGGCCUUGGCAUUUCCCAGUUUGUUGGUGGUGCCUUGAGUAGUUUCCUGAUUUGGGAACACUGAUGGGGCCUUGGCCAGGGUUUUCUCUCAGGUAGGAGAAAAGGGCCCCCGUGCUCUUUGCAAAGCCCCCAUCCCCAGCCCCGCCUCCCCGUGUCUCAUGCACUGGCACAUACAGUCACCUCGGGGCGGACCUAGGAGCCCCUCACCCUGACCACCGAGUCUCUCUCUUCACACUUCCUGCCGGGGCAGCCCCUCCAGGAAGGACCCCCAAAGCUCAGGGGCUGGAUGUGGCCUCUUCAGCUGCGAAGGCUCCCUCCCGAGGGAGUGUCCCCAAGCCCCCGGCCGGUGGGGAGCCAGCCCGACCCUCAGCCCCCUCGCUGCUUCAGCUACAGCUCCAAAGGUCUGGUUUCAGAUGGGGUUUGUUUUGUUCUGUUUGGUUUUGGUUUUGUUUGGGGUGGGUGGGUCAUUGUGGUCUUAGAUUAUGUUUCUCUUGCUACUCUCUUUGGAUGAUGAAGUUUAAAGAGUCAAUAAACAGAAAUACCAAACCGUU
Messenger RNA from Microcebus murinus (gray mouse lemur), 7805 nucleotides. RefSeq names its product Rho guanine nucleotide exchange factor 17 (gene ARHGEF17). Gene Ontology annotation, biological process: actin cytoskeleton organization. Gene Ontology annotation, molecular function: protein binding; guanyl-nucleotide exchange factor activity. NCBI's taxonomy places the organism in Eukaryota, Metazoa, Chordata, Mammalia, Primates, Cheirogaleidae. The record is from RefSeq and is a predicted model, not a curated record.